CAUUGUAUUUCGUAUUCUUUUCCAGUAAUUAGUACGUAAGUUGAUUAUUAAUUUUGAAAAAUCGAAAUUUACGGAGGAAACCGUAUUUUUUAACCGUCGUCCAAGGUAGUUCGAGCCGAAGCGUGAAAUGUAACAGAUAAGAAUGAAACUGUCAUAGAAUAAUUGAUAAAUAACUAUAUAUAGUGUAUAUAAUUGACCAAAAAAAUGGCUAGUUCAAUGGGUGCACUGGGACUUAUAGAAGACAGAAGAGUUACAGGAUGGUUCCUAAUGUCCAGUGUUUGGCCAACGCUUUAUCUCGCUCUGAUCUAUUUAGCUUUAAUAUACGGACUCUUACCGACAUACAUGAGAGACAGAAAGCCUUUCAAGCUAAACAGAAUAAUACAGGCGUAUAAUAUUUUUCAAGUAAUCGCCUGUGUUUUUAUUAUAUACUGGAUUGCAACGUCAGGAUGGGUCCAAGGAAGAUACAGCUUUGGCUGUGUACCAUUUACAUAUCCAGAAGAUAAGCAAGCUAUGUCACUACUAAAAGGGUUUCAUUUGACAUAUUUUUUGAAAGCAAUUGAACUCAUAGAAACGAUAUUUUUUGCCCUAAGAAAGAAGUAUAGUCAGAUUACUAAAUUGCACGUCUAUCAUCAUGUAUCGACUAUGCUAUUUGCUUGGUUUGGAUGCAAAUAUACUGGAACUGCAAUGCCAUCGUUACAUAUAAUGCUAAAUUCUUUCAUACAUAUACUGAUGUACACGUAUUAUUUUUUAUCGUGUUUGGGUCCAAAAUGGCAGAAAAGACUUGUUCACUGGAAAAGCAGAUUGACUAUGGCACAAAUGGUCCAGUUUACUAUUUUGAUUAUUCACAUUAUGGUUGGACUGCAACCAAGUUGUCCCACACCAAAGCUAUUUUUGAUGAUGUACCUUCCAAAUGUCAUAUUAAUUUUCAAAAUGUUCUAUGACUUUUACAAAAAAUCGUAUACAAUAAAAAGCAAAUGAUAGCAAAACGAG
Messenger RNA from Sitophilus oryzae (rice weevil), 990 nucleotides. Its product is annotated as elongation of very long chain fatty acids protein AAEL008004-like. The record is from RefSeq and is a predicted model, not a curated record. Gene Ontology annotation, biological process: fatty acid elongation, monounsaturated fatty acid; sphingolipid biosynthetic process; fatty acid elongation, polyunsaturated fatty acid. Gene Ontology annotation, molecular function: fatty acid elongase activity. The coding region runs from base 205 to 978 and encodes 257 amino acids. Gene Ontology annotation, cellular component: endoplasmic reticulum membrane. The transcript has 5 exons. NCBI's taxonomy places the organism in Eukaryota, Metazoa, Arthropoda, Insecta, Coleoptera, Curculionidae.